CGCCAUGAAGCUGGUCCUGGGGUCGCCGACAGCACUCCUCGCCGACAGCACCCCUCGCCGACAGCACCCCUCGCUGGAUCUCCCUCGCCGCAUCCUCCUCGACAACACCAUGGGCGACGACUACUUCCGUAUGUGUCUGCCGCCGGCAGGGGUGCAGAGUCUCGCCGCGGUGUCGCCGUGCGCUGCCCUGCUAACAUGUUGCCCGUCCUGCAGUGGACCACAACCUUGCCAUCCCCUCACGAGCGGCUCGCUCGGGCACCCUCAAUCCCGACCUCGACCACUUCAUGCAUGACCAUGCUCCGCGGCUCGACGGACCGCAACUCCACGUUGAUCCACAGCAAUUCUUUCAUGUCGCAAACAUGUUUGGGUCGAUUCGGAGCCGCAUCCACCACGAAGAGCAUCCGGAGCAACAAGCGAUUCUUGACAACUUGAUUACCCAGCUUCUGGACGAGGCCAAUUCGAGUGGCAAAGGCAAGCCUCCGGCUUCGGCUCGAUUCAUCGAGACCCUCGCUUCUGUCAAAUCAAGCGAUCUUCCCAAAGACGCAUCGUGCUCCGUCUGUGUCGAGCCCUUCAACGAUACCGAGACCACGAACCGGCUCCCAUGCAGACACCACUUUCAUAAUGGAUGCAUUGUCCCUUGGCUGCAGCUCCAUAACACCUGCCCAAUCUGCCGGAGAGAGUUUCCGACCGACGACGAGGAGUACGAAAGGAAGAAGCGCGAAGCCGAGCACGCCAGGCUCGUGGCCGAGGCUCAGCAGGAGCAACUCGACAGCAUGUACGGCUAGACGCUAUUCAGAACGAAACGGGACAGUGUCCCAUUUGGGUUGUGGCUGUCGUUGGCUUUGGAAGCAUAGUCUUGGGAUACAAUAUGCAUUCGACCCUUUGGACAGCUCCGGUGGUUUCUCGAUGCCAAGACGGUCGGGGCGAACGAGUCGCUCGCCGUGCGUUCUGUUGCCAUAGCAUCUCUUGUGGUGGUGGAGCUGCUCAAGAUACUGGAUGAACCAGAGCCGCCAGGGUUCGACGGGAAUCCUUUCUGCGGACCCUCGUGUGAGUCGCUGAAUACAUGGACUUGACAUGUCCCCAACAGCAUAAGCAACGCCGGCUCUGCGAUCUGGCAACAGUGCAUCGACAUCAUUUGCCCCACAUGCCCACAUGCCAGCAACCAACCCGCCACACGAGGCAUGUCGAUGCACACGUGAUC
Messenger RNA from Polychytrium aggregatum, 1201 nucleotides. RefSeq lists its product as uncharacterized. Bases 285 to 785 code for a protein of 166 amino acids. Gene Ontology annotation, cellular component: cytoplasm. NCBI's taxonomy places the organism in Eukaryota, Fungi, Chytridiomycota, Chytridiomycetes, Polychytriales. The record is from RefSeq and is a predicted model, not a curated record. Gene Ontology annotation, biological process: protein ubiquitination. Gene Ontology annotation, molecular function: ubiquitin protein ligase activity. The transcript has 4 exons.